Molecule: messenger RNA, 2725 nt
Organism: Sciurus carolinensis (gray squirrel)
Lineage: Eukaryota; Metazoa; Chordata; Mammalia; Rodentia; Sciuridae
Gene: Tsnax
Product: translin associated factor X
Exons: 6
Coding region: 481-1356 (291 amino acids)
Cellular component (GO): nucleus; cytoplasm
Molecular function (GO): RNA binding; sequence-specific DNA binding; RNA endonuclease activity
Source: RefSeq, a predicted model, not a curated record
CGGAGCCGCGAUCGGAACCCCCUGGGCCUCAAGUCCUCGCAGAGGCCCGUUCCCCGAGGGCGGCCGUGCCCAAAGCCACAACCCCGCGGAGGCCGAGUGACUCUGCCGGCGGCCCGCCCAGCUCCCGAGGCCCAGGCGCGACCUGCGCGACCUGCGCGUCCAGGCGCGGGCACCGCGCGGAGGACUGGCGCGCCGGAAGUGUGCGCUGUCCAGGUGCUCCGGCAGCUGGGCCGGAAGUGUGAACGGCCCGGACAGAGCCGGCGAAGACUCGGGACGCGCGCCGGAAGUGUGCACGGCCGAGGGAACUCCGGCGACGAAGCCGGAAGUGUGCGCGGCCGGGAGCGCCGCGAGCGCGCUUCCGGCUCACGCGUCGCGCGGUCGCCCCGCAGGCCCUUGUCAGGUCUCGUCGGCCGCUACGCUGGCGCAGUGCUGCGUUCCGCGGCCUACGGUCUCCGCGCGUCCCAGCGAAGGCUUUCCGACAUGAGCGGCAAAGAAGCAGGCCCGGGAGGCUUCAGGAAGAGGAAGCACGACACCUUCCCGCACGGCCAGCGGAGAGAGGGCAAGGACGUGAGCUCGUCUUCGCCCGUCAUGGUGGCCUUCAAGGCAUUUCAGCAGGAACUGGACGCACGGCACGACAAGUAUGAGAGGCUAGUGAAGCUCAGCCGCGACAUAACCGUCGAGAGUAAGAGGACCAUCUUCCUCCUGCACAGGAUCACGAGUGCUCCUGAUAUGGAAGAAAUACUGACUGAAUCAGAAGUUAAAUUGGAUAGUGUCAGACAAAAAAUAUUGCAGGUAGCUCAGGAGCUGUCAGGAGAAGACAUGCACCAGUUCCAUCGAGCCAUCACCACAGGACUGCAGGAAUACGUGGAAGCUGUCUCUUUUCAACACUUCAUCAAAACGCGGUCCCUAAUCAGUAUGGAUGAAAUUAAUAAACAGUUGGUAUUCACAACAGAAGACAGUGGGAAAGAAAACAAGACUCCCUCCUCGGAUGCACAGGAUAAGCAGUUUGUCACCUGGAAACUGAAAGUCACACCUGUGGAUUACCUUCUGGGAGUGGCCGAUUUAACUGGAGAAUUGAUGCGAAUGUGCAUUAACAGUGUGGGGAAUGGGGACAUCGACACGCCCUUUGAAGUGAGCCAGUUUUUGCGCCAGGUUUACGACGGGUUCUCCUUCAUUGGCAACACCGGGCCUUACGAGGUCUCCAAGAAGCUGUACACCCUGAAACAGAGUCUGGCCAAGGUGGAGAACGCGUGCUACGCCCUGAAAGUCCGGGGCUCCGAGAUCCCGAAGCACAUGCUGGCAGAUGUGUUCUCGGUUAAGACAGAAAUGCCUGAUCAGGAAGAGGGCGUUUCCUAGAGCAGCUUCCGGGGCUGUCGUCGGGGAGAGACCAGUUUGUGAAGUGCCACCUGGCAUUUCACUUGACUUUGUUGUGGCGUUUACGUAGAAGCGUUGUCAGUUGUACGUCUUCUAAGUUGUAUGCAAACUGUACAUACAGUCACUCUUUUUAUUGGCCGAAGUGCACCUGUGUGUGCACAGUGCAUGUGUGCCUGUGUGAGGUCUCUGCUGGUUGACCUUUACCCCUCAUCUGUGCUGUGUGAACAUGUUUUGUAUUGCUUUUUAUGCUGUACCUCUUUUAAUUUGCUUGGUGUGAAUUCUGCAGUGAUGAUUUUUAGUGGAAGCAGUUUAAGUUGGUGGUUUGGUUUAGAUAGAAGAGAUUUCUUAGUUUCACUUCUGGACCUGAAGUUCCGUGUCAGUUGCUUGGCAAUGUUGGGCCACACCUCCAAAAUUGGUUCAUUCAUGGAACAAGAAUUAAAAAUUAAUAAGCUUUCAACAUUUUUAAAUUACAAGUUUUGUGUUAUUAUAUUGAGAAUUCAUAUAAAGCUCUGACUAAUUUUAGGCCAUUUUGAGCUUAUGGCCUUCCAGAAAAAAUGACGAAUGCCCAGAUAUUAGUCUCUUCAUGUUUUUGUUUUGUUUUGUCUUCAGCGCUGGGGAUGGAACCCAGGCCUCGUGCAUGACAGGCAAGUCUCCACACUGAGCUGCAUCCCCAGCUCCUCGUCACUUCUUUUUUUUCUUUUUCUUUUAUUGUAGAAGGUCUGUUGGGGAAUUGCAGCUAACAUUGUAAUGUUUUCAAUGCUUAAGCUGAGUUAGGUAUGUGUACAUAGCCGAAAAGCUUUUGGUGAUUAUUUAGGAGGAUUUUCCCCUUGCCAUUAUAUUAGGCAUGCUUGAAGGCUUUUCUUUUCUAGUGUCUAUUAGAAAUUACAUUUAAGUAAUUGCAAUGAAAUAUUGAAAUACUGAGUUAAUCCAAACCUUUAUAGUUCUCCUGUAGCACUUCUAAAGUUGCCAAAGAAGGUGCACUGUGUAAGUCGGGCGUCAGCUGUGGGUGCAGUUGGGAUCGGCGUUGAGGUCUCUGGCGCUCCUCGAGUUGGAACUGCCCCUGAGGGCGAAGUGAUGGAGCACAGAGCCAGCCUUCCCAGGCCCGUCGGCUCAGAUCCAGAUUCUGGAUUUGGUUUUUGGAAAGGUUAUCUCUGCUGGUGAGAGCUGAUCCUCUGACAGUGUGACCUUUCAAACAGUAUUACCUAAGAGAAGUGAACCACGGCCGGUGCAGAGGGUGGGUGUGUGCGUUGGGGGUCCCUGCACUGAGGCUCUGCUGGAUUGGAAUCAGCCCCCUACAUACUGUUUGUUACUUCUACCACUUGAAUUUGAAUAAAAGUAAAAUCGUCAUGGA